GUUCAGAGAGGCACAGAGCAAGGGGAGCUGAGGCAGAGGGAGGAGGCUGCAUAGGCAAGUCCAGUCCUCAGCUGUGAAGGCCAGCUUUCAAGUCCACCAUGGAGAGUGAUACUCCCAACCAGGCUGUGUUUGGCAAGGUUGAGUUCACUGGAGAGGAGCAGAUGGCCAUACAGAAUAUAUUGCGACAGAAACUUGGGCAGUCUUUUAUCAGCCAGCGAUCAGGAGCGGGAGGCCAGCGUAUUGCAUAUAUAGAAGGCUGGCGCCUCAUAUCUUUGGCCAAUGAAAUUUUUGGCUUUAAUGGAUGGAGUCACUCUGUUACUAACCAGACUAUUGAGGAAGCAGUUACAGAUGGCAUGAAGCGUGCUCUUAAAAGUUUUGGCAAUGCCCUGGGUAACUGCCUGAGCAACAAGGACUACCUACGCUUCAUUGGUAAAGCUCCUGCUGCCCCUGUUCCUGGGAUCACUGCAGGGGAGUUACUACACCAGGAGACAUCAACAGGCUUAGAGCAGAUUCGAAGGAGAGCCUUAGAAGAAGGCCGCUUUGGGAUUCAGAAAACAAGAAAGGAUCAGGGAGCCAUUGCUUCUCAUUCAGCAAAUUCCAGCAAAGCAAAUGUGGCUGUUCCUCCCGCAAGCAAAAUAUCAUCACACCAAGAAAAACCUAAAGGAAAUAGUAAUGCAAGCUUGAUAAGCAGCAAUAACAAUGCAAGUGAUAAUAGAGGAAAUCAAAACUAUGUAGGGAAGACAGAACAGGCAGACUCCUCAUCAGCAAAAUGUGUAAUACAGAACAAGGUUUCUGAUCAGCAAGGAAAUGCCAUUUCACUGAUGAAUAAAACCAUGAUAGCAAUGAAAUAUCCAUCAGAUAAUAUUAGUUCAAACCAUCCCAUGAAAAUCUGCAUUCCCAUUAAAUCUGAGUCUCCAUCAGCAGCUAAUCUCAUCAACUCUACUAUUUUUAACAAGAUUUCUUCCCCGCAAAGUGGGAACUCAGUCAGUGAGAAACCGUUUAUCAAAACAGAACAGGCACAUCCAGAAGUAAAAAUGAAUGAGAGAAAAAAACAGAACACACAUACAUCUACAAAUGAACAAACAGAGGUGAAGCCCAGUGUCAUGCCACCAUUGGAAGCACACAACACCCCUUACCCAGAACAGCCAGACAGGGUCAGCUCACCAAAUUCCUUUGUGGGUUUUACCAAGGACAUGAUUGUCCAAUCACCGGCAAAGUCAGGUGAGAAUAAUCUGCUCUCAGAUGAGGAAAAAAGAUUGGAAAGAAAAAGGAAGCAGAAGGAAAAGCAACAAGAAUUCAAAAGGAAAAUGAAAGGAAGCCAACAGUCCCUGGACACUUCAUCAGCCAAAGUGAAUGGGAGCAGUGCAAUGCUGGACUCCAACUUAUGGGGAGACAAUGAAGAUAUAGUUGGAGAAGAUGACCCAUCAUUUUGGUCAAGUUUGAUGACUCAGCAGUUAACUGAAGCCCGUGAGGAAGAGAAGCGAACAGAAUGCUUUGCCCACUCACUUGGUCUUGCCCCAACCAAAACUAAGGAAAAAUAUGAGAAUCAGCAUGCUACUAUUGGGGCAGUAGGAAAGGCCUCAAGUUCUGCAUUAGACAGCCCUUUA
Messenger RNA from Penaeus vannamei (Pacific white shrimp), 1607 nucleotides. Lineage: Eukaryota; Metazoa; Arthropoda; Malacostraca; Decapoda; Penaeidae. The record is from RefSeq and is a predicted model, not a curated record.